ACUAAACGUGCAGGUAAACAGUAAAAGCAAAAAAGCCAUCAUAAACAUGGUUAAGCAAACCAUUGAAAUAUUUGCCCGUGUGAAACCGACGAAGAAACCCACCUCGGAGUACUUUGCGGAUUGUGAUGAGCAGGGCGGUAGUUUACUGUUUUUGGUUCCCAGAGAUGCGGCUGAUGGUUUUAUCAACAAUAAGAGGGAAAACUACAAAUUCAGGUUUCAGAAAGUGUUUGACCAAACAGCCAGUCAAGAAGAAGUUUUUGAAAACAUUGCAAAACCUGUUGCUGAUAAUGUGCUGGCAGGUUAUAAUGGCACCAUAUUCGCCUAUGGCCAGACAGGAAGUGGGAAGACCUUUACAAUCACUGGAGGAGCAGAGCAUUACAAUGACAGAGGGAUCAUCCCCAGAACUCUUUCUUACCUAUAUCGCUAUUUCAGUAUGAACAACACAAUGAUUUAUACAACCCACAUAUCUUACCUGGAAAUCUACAAUGAGUCUGGCUAUGAUCUACUGAAUCCCCAACAUGAGGCAUCUCGUCUAGAGGAUUUACCGAGGGUUACAAUCAUGGAAGACCCAGACCAGAACAUUCAUCUCAAGAACCUGUCAUUACUGCAGUCAGCCAAUGAAGAGGAAGCUUUGAAUUUGCUAUUUUUAGGAGACACUAAUCGUAUGAUUGCAGAGACUCCUAUGAACCAGGCUUCAACACGGUCUCAUUGCAUAUUUACCAUUCACCUGUGCAGCAAAGAGCUGGGCUCAGCCAGAGUACGAUGCUCGAAGCUGCACCUAGUGGACCUUGCUGGGUCUGAAAGAGUGGGAAAGACAGGUGUGGGAGGUCAGAUCCUAACAGAAGCAAAAUAUAUCAACCUCUCACUUCAUUACUUGGAGCAGGUCAUCAUAGCCCUGUCAGAGAAGGAUAGGUCUCACAUCCCCUACCGCAAUUCCAUGAUGACCUCUGUACUCAGAGACAGUUUGGGCGGUAACUGCAUGACCACCAUGAUUGCUACUGUAUCCGUGGAGAAGAAGAACAUCGGUGCAAGAGUGCGUGAGAAACCCUGUGCUGGCAGUAGUAUUCCAUUAACAGGCAUGCUGGAUGGAAAAGACAGACGAUCUCAUGAAGAUGUCCAAAAGCUGGAGGAGAUGUUGGCACACCGUGAUAAUGAGAUCAGUAUAUUGGUGAAUAUGCUCAAAAGAGAAAAGAAGAAACUUCAAGAUGUCACUUCUCAGAUGACAAAGCCACAGAAUAAAAAUGAAUCACCGACAACGCUAGAGGCAGCAGAGAGUGCAAAAUAUGACAGCUCUAAUGGUGACAUACAUGCUCAGCAUUUGAUGACUGGAAAAAGAGUGCCAGAAUUAUCUGCAGGUCAGCAGGAGGUAUUUGAAGUCUUUCUGAGGGACCAUAAAGAGCAUUUAUCAAUCGAAGAUAAAAGAGCUGUUUUGCAACAAAGGUUUGUUGAAGCUAAGGCACUUGGUGAGCAAGUUAACCAGAUCCGGACCAGAGUCAACUAUCUGAAGGGCGAGCUGAAAAACAGACGAAAGCAAAUGGCAGUCCAAGGCUUAACAGGAAAUCAAACAGAAUCAGAGUUGGAUCCUUUUGAGGAGAAAAUCCUUACCCAGAUAGAGGAGGAGAAGAAGAAUUACAAGAUCACAUCUGGAUGUUUAAAAGAUUUGAAAACAGAGAUUGAACAUCUGCAGCUGUUACUUGAAAAGUCGAAAGUAAAAAUCCAAAGUGACUUUGAGAACUGGUGGACCCAGGAAGGCGCUAGACUACAGGGUCACAGUGGAGAGAACACAGGAAACAAUCGAAGAGGCAUCAGCCCUCUCAGCCACAUGUUAACCAGGAAAAAUAAUCUCAAAGAUGAUGAAUCGGAUCUUCACGAGGGGAGGCAAGGAGAGAUCAGAGAUAAGAGAUCCUUGCCCUCAUGUGAUUUCUCAUCAACCCCUUUUUUAUUAACCGGAGAUAAAAAGACUGAUGCAGAUAUAGAGGCCUUCAUCAGAGCCAGACACAACCUGCUCAACAGCACAGGAGAGACUAAGCACUGAGAAAAAUUACGACCAGGGAACAAUGAACACAUUUUUGUAUAUUGUACAAACCCGCAUGGUAACCGAUUUUUUAUUUUAUUUAUCUUGCUUAAAAUAAGCAGCAUGUAUUUCAGUGUUAUGUAUAUACUGUAGCAACAGUAAUUUUUACAAGCUUUCAAAAAAUCUUAACCUGAUCAGAAAUCUGCCAACCUCUUAAAUGUUUUUUUACACUAUCUAUAUAGAAUUUGUACUCUAAAAUGGUAAUAUUUGCUUAUUUUCUAUACUCCUGCUUUAUAAAUCUGUCAAAUGAUUUAUGUUAAUCGCGUUAUUCGUGUUAUAAUCACGUGACAAAGUAGCUCUUGUUCAUUCAAUCACAAUAAAUGUCUACUUUUUUGAUGUGAGGACAAAGAUUAAAGGCUUGUUUUAUUAGGAGUGAAGAUAAUUGUAGUGUCAAAGAACUUUAUUUAACAGUAAAUAAAUGCUGUUCCAUGAACUACUGCUAUUUAUCAUUAUUAAAUCUCAAA
Messenger RNA from Danio rerio (zebrafish), 2538 nucleotides. NCBI's taxonomy places the organism in Eukaryota, Metazoa, Chordata, Actinopteri, Cypriniformes, Danionidae. The record is from RefSeq.